CUCUUUCGGUCUUUCGGACGUCCAUAACCCUCAUCGACUUUCAAAAUGUCGAAGAAAGAAAACCCCGUUCACUCACUUAUUGCUGGAGCUACAGCAGGGGCUAUAGAGGCUCUUGCGACAUACCCCGCCGAGUUUGCCAAAACACGGUCGCAAUUUGGUGGCAAGAGAGAACCACCACUAGAUGUCAUUAGAAAUACGCUCAAGACGCACGGUGUACGCGGUCUGUAUUCAGGAUGUACCGCGUUGAUGUACGGUAAUGCACUGAAAGCGGCAGUCCGAUUCGUAUCAUACGACCACUUCAAACAUCUUUUGGCUGACAAGGAGGGUAAAGUGAGCCCGGCGAGAAGUCUAGUUGCAGGUCUAGGUGCGGGUGUGAUGGAAGCUCUAUUCGCAGUCACGCCUUCAGAAACAAUCAAAACAAAAUUAAUCGAUGAUGCUAAGAGUCCGAAUCCCAAGUACCGAGGUCUUCUACACGGCACAGUAUCUAUUGUCAAGGAAGAGGGUAUACGAGGAGUUUACAGAGGAUUAUUCCCUGUGAUGAUGCGUCAAGGAGCUAACUCGGCUGUCCGCUUUACCACAUACACGACCCUCAAACAAUUUGUGCAAUCAACAGCACGACCAGGACAACAACUACCGACAAGCAUCACCUUCGGGAUUGGUGCGAUCGCGGGUUUGGUUACUGUGUAUACCACUAUGCCCCUGGAUGUGAUCAAAACUCGAAUGCAGUCCUUGUCAGCCCAAUCGCAAUAUCGGAACUCCUUCCAUUGUGCGUACCGAAUCUUCACCGAAGAGGGUUUGUUGAGGUUCUGGGCGGGAACAACGCCACGGUUGGUUCGACUGAUGCUGAGUGGAGGAAUCGUGUUUACUAUCUAUGAGAAGAUCAUGCUUGCACUGAAGGUGGUGUAAUUGACGUCUGGUUGGAGAAUGAAGUUCCAAUGGUCAACUCCUCAAAUCAUUUUUGAUCGAUUCGAUUCGUUGCCAGUGUGAUGGUCACGGCGUACGACCUAACAACAUUGUGCCGAAACUACUUUCGCAGUUGCGACGAGCUAUUAGACAAACUGCGACAUUGCCCAGAUAACGUAUACCGUCCCUAAGAGACCUUUGAUUCUCACUCGGAAUGGGCAAUCCCGCAAUUCAUAUAUCGACUUCGUGAAUGAGGCAUAGAAAAUUUGAAUCCGACUGUCUCUUACUCCUUUGUGGAUGCAAUCCUGAUGUCCAUCUCGACGUCAUCCAACCAACUGUCCAAACAUU
This is a messenger RNA of Somion occarium, 1251 nucleotides long. NCBI's taxonomy places the organism in Eukaryota, Fungi, Basidiomycota, Agaricomycetes, Polyporales, Cerrenaceae. The record is from the annotation of a GenBank genome assembly.